Nezara viridula (southern green stink bug) is the source of this 2154-nucleotide messenger RNA. The record is from the annotation of a GenBank genome assembly. Lineage: Eukaryota; Metazoa; Arthropoda; Insecta; Hemiptera; Pentatomidae.
AUUUAUUCGUAAUUAAUGCUCCGGGAUAGAAAUAGUGUUGAAAAAACAAGGUUGUAUUGUUAGUUCUUAAAUUAAGUUGAACUGUAUGGAAAGUGUUGCUAUGAAAUACUCACCAGUGGAGAGCCAAUGAGGAGGAUGUCAUUACCCCCGAAGACAGAGGAGUGAAAUCCUCGAGUGGCAUUGGCCGGUUUAACAUUGGAGGCAGGUCGCGUGGCAUUGGAGCAACUGCCACAAAAGCGCCCCAUUGACACCAAUUGGUGUCCACUGCUCGGCGGUGGCUUGGAGUGACACCAUGUCUCGCAUCUUCAUGCUUCUCCUCAUCUCUGCAGGCCCAGCAUUCUGCAAUGACCUCGACGAGAGGCUGGCAAGCUUCAGAGAAGCAAUGAGUACAAACCAUCUUGAUGGAUACAUCGUUCCUAACUCCGACUAUCAUGCAAGCGAGGUGCCGAUGAACAGGGAUAAGAUUCGACAAUGGCUGACCGGGUUCAGAGGUUCCAACGGCGACGCAGCGCUGACCAUGAAAGAUGCUGCCCUCUGGACGGACUCGAGGUACACCAUACAGGCAAGGCAAGAGCUAGGCAAGAACUGGACAUUAGCGGAAAAGAAAACAGAAAUGGGUAGCUGGUUAGCAGACAGGCUGACCUCAGGACAAACUGUUGGAGCAGAUCCAAAGAGAAUGCCCCACUCCACCUGGCUUCGCAUUCAAAAACAAUUGAGUGAAAAAGGAAUCGAAUUGGUUGAAGCUGAGGACUUCACGAGCUUGUGGCGCGAUCGACCUGGAUUCCCCACUGCACCACUUUUCAUAUACGACAUCAAGUACACAGGACAAAGCCACGAAACGAAGCUGAGACGAUACCGAGAGAAGUUAUCCCAAAACAACUGCGUCAUAGGUGUUGUAACGGCACUGGACGAGAUCGCAUGGCUGCUGAACCUGCGGGGAGGUGAUGUGGUAUACACCCCGCUGUUCGCCUCGUUCAUGAUCGUCAAGCCCGAGGAGGCAGUUCUUUAUGUGAGGUCCUCUGUGGUCACUGCGGAUGUCAGGAAUCACCUCACCUCCUCCGAUCAUCCAAUUACGAUUAAAGAGUACGACGAAUUCUGGCAAGACUGGAAGGAAAUAGGAACUUCGGACGUCAAUAUUUACGUCCCGAACAAAGCUAAUUAUUUCGUUUAUUCAGCUGUGCCAAAUGACAAACGAAAAAAUGGUACUUCCCUGGUCGUGGACCUGAGGGCCUACAAGACAGCUGCUGAGGUUAAUGCCACGCGGGAAGCUCACGUCUAUGACUCAAUAGCUCUCAUCAGAUUGUUCAGGACACUGGAAACAGAGAUUCCUAAAGAAAAUCAAACAUACAAUGAAGGGGACGUCUCCAGACUAGUGACCAAAUUGAGGAGAGAAGGAUCACCAGACUACAGGGGGCCCAGCUUUCCAGAUAUUGUUGCCUCGGGGGCCAACGGAGCGCUACCACACUACAAUCUGGAGCCAGGACACGAGGCCAUGGUCAACACCUCUGCUGUCUUGUUGAUAGAUUCUGGUGGACAAUAUCUAGGUGGAACAACAGACAUUACAAGGGUCCUCCACUUCGGCAAACCAAGACCAAUCGAGAUAGACGUCUACACUCGUCUCUUGAAAGGAGUGGCAAGACUUGGAGGUGCUACAUUCCCUGAAGGAACCAGAUCUAUUGCUCUAGAAACUCUCGUCAGACAACCAUUAUUCGAAGUAGGAUUAGAAUAUGGUCAUGGCAGCACGCAUGGAAUUGGAAUAUAUCUUUCAGUACACGAAGAAUACAAUGGCACCUACUAUGAACACUUUAUUGGUUCACAAGAACCUGGAUAUUAUGAAGAGAAUAAUUUUGGUAUGAGACUGGAAAAUGCAGUAUUGGUUGUUCCAACAGAAACCAAAUAUAAGGGAAAAACAAAUACAAAGUUCAUGAAGUUUGCACCAUUGACAUUAGUCCCUUAUGAAACAAAACUAAUAGAUCCAAGUAUAAUGGAUGAAUCUGAAAUCGAAUGGGUGAACAACUACCACAAAGAAGUAUUAGACAAAGUUGGAACAAGGCUCUGGUCUCUGGGUGACAAAGAAACAUACAACUGGCUUUUAUUAAAAACCAAACCGAUAAUUAAGUAAAGCUGGUCAAAAUAAAAUAAAUGUAUAUAACA